Messenger RNA from Cuscuta epithymum, 1857 nucleotides. NCBI's taxonomy places the organism in Eukaryota, Viridiplantae, Streptophyta, Magnoliopsida, Solanales, Convolvulaceae. The record is from the annotation of a GenBank genome assembly.
UUUGUGUUUAUUUGAAGGACUAAAGUUGGGUUGGCCAAACCUAAAAAAAGGAUCGCACCAAAGAUGUUUGAACAGUUAUCUCUUCGGCCCAUGUCGUUACUCGAAUAGGUGAUUCAACCCGUUUUUCAAGACUUCCCAAUCCAAGAGAUCCCUAUUCAUCUCAUGCGCGAUCUCUCGCUGCUUCUUCCCGGAUCGAUCGCAGGUGAUCAAGGCACAGCUGCUUUUGAGUUUGUCAUUUAUAUUGCCGGUUGGAUCUUUCAGAUGUCGUCUAAGAAAGAUCAGGGGAGUUACUUUAUUUGGUCAAAUGAAACUGUUGGAAUUUUUAAUGAAAUAUGCAUCCAGUUCAUUCUUAUGAGAGGGAGGGGACAACAAUUUAGGUGGAAGCAAAUACAAGCUUUAUUUGAGGAGAGAACAAAAAGAAAGUGUUCUUCAAAAAGCUUGAAAAACAAGUUUGACUUUAUGAAAAAAGAUUGGCGAUUGUGGAAAUUAUUGAAACGUGAUGAGAUCGGAUUGAGUUGGAAUGCAGCCAUUGGGACGCUGGAUUGUUCUGAUGAAUGGUGGAAUAAGAAAAUCAAGGAAAAGACGGAACUAAAGAAGUUCAAGCAUAAAGGAAUUCCAAAGAACAUUGAAGAGCAAUGGGAUCAAAUAUUUGGAGACUCAAUAGCAACUGGAGUAGAAUGUGUGGCUCCAAGUGCUACAAUGGAGGAGAAUGACAAUCAAGAAAAUCAUCAAGAAACUGUCCAUGAUAAUGCCGAUGAUUAUGAGGUGUACAAGAGUUGUAGUGCCCAACUAGAUGAGGGUAAUUUAUUUCAAAAUUUUGUGCAUGAGGCUAGUGCAAAUGGUCAUUCUAUUCCUACAUCUACGACUGCUGAAGAUGCGGGGACCAAUGUCAUUAGUAAGAAGCGCAAACUAAGGCAGUCUAAGGAGUUGGUUAAACUUAGUGAAAUUUUAGAGAAGGGAAAUACAUGUCUUCAAGCAAUUGAGCGUGUAUUGGCAAAAAAGGAGAAGGUUGUUGAUGAUUGUGCAAGUGUAGGUCAUGUCAUGGAAAUAAUGACCAGAAUGGCUGAUAAUGGUGGGCUGGUGAGGAGUGGGAACUUAUGGUUUCAUAGCAUUUGUGUUCUCGAUAGUCCAAGUAGAAGACAAUUCUUUAUCCACUUUAAAGAUGAUGACGAAAGGCUCAACUGGCUGAAAUUUAUGCAGGCAAAAGAAAUGUUUUGAAUAGGGAAAACUGUCAAAUAGGUCCUCGAAUUUUCAUAAAAAGGUCAAUUAAGUCCUUCAAUAGGAGGUUCUGUCCUGCCGUCGCGAUUUGGGGCAGUUCCCGGUGGAAUUUUUUAAUGAAUAUUUUUGAGCAUCUUAUUCACCAAGUCUAGUUUACGCAUACCAAAUUUCAGCUAAAAAUUCAAUCGGGAACACAUUCAAAUUAAUUCUUGAAGAUAACUGCGCAUUUUUGCGUUCUCGAAUUAAUUUGAAUGCGCUCCCGAUUUAAUUUUUAGCUAAAAUUUGGUAUGAGUAAACUAGACUUGAUGAAUAAGAUGCUCUAAAUAUUUCAUCAAAAAAUUCCACCGGGAACCGCCCCAAAUCGCGAUGACCGGACAUAGUCUCCUAUAGAAGGACUUAAUUGACUUUUUUAUGAAAGUUCGAGGACCUAUUUGACAGUUUUCCCUUUUGAAUAUGUUUAGUAUGUUAUUUGUUUAUACAUAUUUAAUAUGUUAUCUCAUUAAGAAGAUUUAGGAUACAAAUUCCUUUAUUUAGGUUGGAUAUUUAAUUUUGACUUCUAUAUGUUUCCGAUUUAAGUGAUUUGUUUUCUUACGAUUAGUAUGAUUGUAUUAUUAUAUUCAUUUAUUCAUCUAUUUAUAG